Molecule: messenger RNA, 1218 nt
Organism: Diceros bicornis minor
Lineage: Eukaryota; Metazoa; Chordata; Mammalia; Perissodactyla; Rhinocerotidae
Gene: ARG1
Product: arginase 1
Cellular component (GO): cytoplasm; cytosol; nucleus
Molecular function (GO): manganese ion binding; arginase activity
Source: RefSeq, a predicted model, not a curated record
AUGUCAGUGCACAGCAGACCCCUGGGCACACUCAGACUUCCUGAGAGGGGCAGAGUUGGGAAUGAAGGGGAACAUUGCAUUCUGGGAGGCUGGGAACCCUACACCUCGCUGUUGACUCCGACGGUCUCUGAUGUUGAAGGAGUUGCAGUCAGGCCGCGUAGAUUCGGGAAGAGGAAACAGGAAGAGGGGUCCUACGGGGCCUAUGGUGCAGAGAGGAAAUUUGCGUAUUCAGACAUUACUCAAGUCACAGAGACAGACCUGGGUAAACAUAACGUGACCUGGCCACGAGGAGGGGUGGAAGAAGGCCCUACAGCACUGAGAAAGGCUGGUCUGCUUGAGAAACUUAAAGAACAAGUAACCUGAAACAUUUUAAUUAUAGAGUAUGAUGUGAAAGAUUAUGGGGACCUACCCUUUGCUGAUGUCCCUAAUGACAGCCCCUUUCGAAUUGUGAAGAAUCCAAGGUCUGUGGGAAAAGCAAAUGAGCAACUGGCUGGUGUGGUGGCAGAAGUCAAGAAGAAUGGAAGGACGAGCUUGGUCUUGGGCGGAGACCACAGCUUGGCCAUUGGAAGCAUCUCUGGCCACGCCAAGGUCCACCCGGAUCUCUGUGUCAUUUGGGUAGACGCUCACACCGAUAUCAACACUCCACUGACAACCACAAGUGGGAACUUGCACGGACAGCCUGUGUCUUUCCUCCUGAAGGAACUAAAGGGACAGAUCCCUAACGUACCAGGAUUCUCCUGGAUGACUCCCUGCAUAUCUGCCAAAGAUAUUGUGUAUAUUGGCCUGAGAGACGUGGACCCUGGGGAACACUACAUUUUGAAAAGUCUGGGUAUUAAAUACUUUUCAAUGACUGAAGUAGAUAAACUGGGAAUUGGCAAGGUGAUGGAAGAAGCACUCAGCUAUCUACUAGAAAGAAAGAAAAGGCCAAUUCAUCUGAGCUUUGAUGUUGACGGACUGGACCCGUUUUUCACACCAGCUACUGGCACACCAGUCCUGGGAGGUCUGUCUUACAGAGAAGGUCUCUACAUCACAGAAGAAAUUUACAAAACAGGGCUACUCUCAGGAUUAGAUAUAAUGGAAGUGAACCCAUCUCUGGGGAAGACAUCAGAAGAAGUCACUCGCACAGUGAACAUAGCGGUAGCACUAACCUUGGCUUGUUUUGGAGUGGCUCGGGAGGGUAAUCAUAAGCCUAUUGACUACCUUAGCCCACCUAAGUAA